Pelobates cultripes (western spadefoot toad) is the source of this 285-nucleotide messenger RNA. NCBI's taxonomy places the organism in Eukaryota, Metazoa, Chordata, Amphibia, Anura, Pelobatidae. The record is from the annotation of a GenBank genome assembly.
AUGCUGGACCCCCAAGAUGGCGACGGUGACUCUGACAUGAGUGUCCUGACACCAACUACAGAGCAUCUGCCUGCAACUGAUGCGGAAAACGUAACAAAGGCAUUUCUGUCACAGGUCCUGGAUACUAUCGAGCAAGCUUAUAGUCUCGUGGCAAUAUACAGCGGACACUCUCUGCAAGGAUGUACAGGAGCUGGACACCCACACGACCCACGUGGAACAGAAAAUGAGCGAAUAUGCUUCUGCCCACAAAGACAUGGUAAACCAUGUUCAAUCUCUAGAAAAUAA